ACGGAAUUGGACCCGUUGUCAGUUUGUAUUUUACGUUUAAUUCUGAAGAAAUAUGACAGGGAUGGCAGAGCCCAGCCAUGGUCUGGCAAGGGUGUUGUCUAGCCAGGGAUUUGAUUCCGACAACUUUGUCAGCAAGCUGUCGCAGAGUGGAGAGGAAGAACUGCUCACAAUGAAACAGAAAGUACAGAUUUUAGCCGACGAAACUGCUCACUCGCUAAAGAAAAACGUCUACAAAAAUUACUCCCAAUUCAUAGAGACAGCCAAAGAAAUUUCAAUUUUGGAGGGCGAGAUGUACCAGCUUAGCCAUAUGUUAACAGAACAGAAGAGUCUGAUGUCCUCCAUGAUGGAGAUGUCCCUGGUCAGCGACAGAGCCAUUGUGGAGGAGCCAACCGUUAAAGAGGAGGAUGAGAACCCCGAGGAAGAAACAAGAAAGAAUCUGGCCUUCCUCCUGGAGAAAGUUGAGGGCUGUUCGAGUGUUACAGAGGUACCAGGCCGACAACUAGUACAUAAUGGUGACCUUGUUGAACUUGAUCCAGAAUCUCUUACACCAGUGCAGAAAGUUCACUGUUUUCUGCUCAAUGACAGCUUGAUGAUCGCGUCAUGGCUUCCGAACAGGCGUGGACCUGUGAGGUACAGGUUCCAGGGUCUGUAUGAACUCGACAGCCUGGCUGUGGUUAACGUCCGAGAUGCUGGCCCGAAUAAAAACGCUUUCAAGAUACUCAUGUUUCCAGACUCAAAAAUGUAUCAAGCAGACAGCUCCAAGUCAAAGAGACAGUGGUUAGACAUUUUGGAAGAAUCCAAGAAGAUGAAAGCUGCUCGAGAUAAACAGAAGAAAGAAGCCAUGUUACUGGAACAGCAGGCACAGCAGGCCAUCACUACGAUGGUGGAGGAGAAAAAUCCUUUUCUAGAGGAAGAUGACAGUGAAUCUCAGUCAGCUAUAGAGUCGGAUUAUUUGAGUGUGGAGUGGAUCCAGGAACUUCCGGAGGACCUGGACAUGUGUAUAGCACAGAGAGACUUUGAGGGAGCUGUAGAUCUAGUAGAGAGAGUGAACCAGUACUUAACAAACUGUCCCAAGGCUCCAGCCAUAAAAGAAUUUAGAUCAAGAAUUGACCACAGAAUAAAACAGCUAACAGAGGGUCUGAUGAGUGAACUGCAGGUUUCUCCAGAGCGGUCACUUCGAGGGGGGCCAAGGGCAGCGCGGCGAGCUGUGGCACAGUUAAUCAGGCUCGGAAAGUCAGCCCAGGCAUGUGACUUGUUUUUGAAAAGCAGAAGUGCCAUCAUCAAGUACAACAUACGUCAGCUGAAAUUUGAGGGGGCUACCACUCUGUACAUCCGCUGCCUCUGUGGGGUCUUCUUCCCGAGUCUGAAGGACACAGGAAGGGAAUUCCUUAAAGCUUUCCAGGAGCACUAUGGCUGUAUGUCAGCGUUUGUGGUGUGGUCACAGAGUGAACUACAGUCCUUUGUGGAUACCUUCAGACGACAAGUUUUUGGUGGAAAAUCUGACCUGACUGUUAUGUCUGAUUGUGUCUGCAUUGUAAGACAGAGCUGUAAAGAGCUGCAGAUGAUUGGGCUAGAUUUUUCCUUCUCAUUUGAAAAUAUGAUAAGCGCUGAUAUUGAAAAAGUUGUGACAGAAAACAAAGAACAAAUCAUAGAAGGAGUGAAAUUCAGAGGAAUGGAGGAUAAAUGGCGACCAAUGAACCACUUGAAUGAUAAGGACUGUAACAAGUUUGUUGAAGAAGUGGCAUCAACAGGGCUAGAUUUAAAGCCUUAUGUUUAUGAUGAUUGCUUCAUCUCGCUGACAGUAAACACAGUAAACUUUUGUAAGGCCUGUCUGACUCUGUCCAGAGAUCUGUUGACCAUGCACUCGUCAGACCAUGACUGUCUUAUUACCUCGGCAGUGACAGAAAUAUUCCAGGAACAACUUAACCAUAUAAAGACAUCCUUGCGGUCACCAGACUUUAACAGAGAGCAUGACUUCAUAAUGAAAAAUGCACAAUUCAUAGUGGACGUCUUGCUUAAAAAGAUCGAGAGUCAUUACAAGACUAAGGGAGUGACGUUUCCAAAGGACAUCGAGAUGAUAUCCGUGGAAUUCAGGAAAGUUAAAUGAAGUGGUGACAUCCAAAACUAUUCGUUUUCCAUGCUUACUGCAUUACCUUCCGCUGAUUGUAAAGAUACUGUGUAUCAAAUUUGUUGAUUGAAAGAUGUGUGUAGUACAACCUAUGAUUAUCCUUUCUGUGCAAUACUGUUAAAUGUUACAAAAUAAAACAAAGGUCGCAGA
Molecule: messenger RNA, 2278 nt
Organism: Ostrea edulis (European flat oyster)
Lineage: Eukaryota; Metazoa; Mollusca; Bivalvia; Ostreida; Ostreidae
Product: exocyst complex component 8-like
Exons: 16
Coding region: 53-2107 (684 amino acids)
Biological process (GO): intracellular protein localization; Golgi to plasma membrane transport; exocytosis
Cellular component (GO): exocyst
Source: RefSeq, a predicted model, not a curated record